CUGUUAAAUCUGUCAUGUUUCUGUCCACAGGGCUCAUAAAUCCACUGACCUGACCUCCACACUGAAGGAUGGAGUACAUGCAAGCUCCUGCCACAAGCAGCCAGGGGAACAUCCUGUGCUGUACCUGUGGCAUCCCCAUCCCUCCCAACCCGGCCAACAUGUGUGUCGCCUGCCUGAGAACUCAGGUGGACAUCUCCGAGGGAAUCCCCAAGCAAGUCACAGUGCACUUCUGCAAGCAGUGUGAAAGGUACCUGCAGCCUCCAGCCAGCUGGGUGCAGUGUGCUCUGGAGUCCAGAGAACUUCUGGCACUUUGCCUGAAGAAAAUUAAGAGCUCUAUGACCAAAGUGCGUCUCAUCGAUGCUGGCUUCCUGUGGACGGAGCCUCACUCCAAAAGGAUCAAGAUGAAAGUGACCAUCCAGAAAGAGGUGAUGAACGGAGCGAUCCUGCAGCAGGUGUUUGUGGUGGAGUUCGUCGUCCAGUACCAGAUGUGUGACGACUGCCACCGUGUGGAAGCCAAGGACUUCUGGAAGGCCGUGGUCCAAGUCAGGCAGAAGACGGUUCAUAAAAAGACAUUCUACUAUCUAGAGCAGCUGAUCCUCAAGCACAAACUCCACCAGAACGCCCUCAACAUCAAAGAAAUCAAUGAUGGAAUUGAUUUCUACUUUGGCUCCAAGCAGCACGCUCAGAAGAUGGUGGACUUCCUCCAGUGCACCGUGCCCGGCAGGUCAAAGACGUCCCAGCGCCUCAUCUCUCACGACAUCCAUUCAAACACAUUCAACUAUAAGAGCACCUUCUCUGUGGAGAUUGUACCUGUCUGCAAGGACAACGUAGUGUGCCUUUCACCACGGCUGGCGCAGAGCCUGGGGAACAUGGGUCAAGUGUGUGUGUGCGCCCGAGUCACCAGCACCAUUCACCUCAUCGAUCCCAACACCCUGCAGAUUGCUGAGGUGGACAACAACACGUACUGGAGGAACCCCUUCAACAGCCUCUGCUACCCGAAGCAGCUGGAGGAGUUCAUCGUGAUGGACAUCGACAUCAUCAGGAACCAGAAGCUGGCUGCUGGAGCCGGCAUCAGGUCCAAUAAGCACACCCUGGCUGAGGUCUGGGUCCAGAAGACUUCAGAGAUGGACACCAGUCAACAGUAUCACUGCCGCACAUUCCUGGGCCACCUGCUCAACAUCGGAGACUUUGUGCUGGGAUUCGACUUUGCCAAUUCCAACGUCAAUGACGAGUACCUGAACAAGAUGAACCCUCACCAUGUUCCUGAUGUGGUUCUGAUCAAGAAGAGCUACGACCGCUCCAGGAGGGUGAAGCGCAGGAACUGGAAGCUGCAGGAGAUGCCGAGAGACCGUGAGGGCAUGGACACCGAUGAUGAGAGACAAUUCCAGGACUUCCUGGAGGACCUGGAGGAGGACGAGGCUCUGAGGAAGAACGUCAACAUCUACAGAGAUGCAUCAAAGAUCCCGGUGGAGAGUGACGCUGAGGAUGACGGUGCUCCUCGUGUCUCCUUGGCUGAGAUGUUGGAGGAGCUCAGCCUCAAUGAUGCAACAGGAGGAGAAGGAGCCGACAUGAUGACGGAGUAGCUGCUCGCUGAUCUGUCAGAUAAUAAUACAGUGAUACAAUUACACACAGAGCUGAACUGACAGCAGGUUGAGGACUGAAAAAAACCAUCAUCACCAGACUGAUGUAGUGACUCAUCAGUUAAAACCCAGAAACUCUGAGUUCUACUCGUGAAACUGACUUCAUGUUGUUUCAACUGAUAAUUAACUUUCCCUCAUCAUCCCAGUAGCUUUCUAUCUCCACAACGGGCCUAAAUAAAUAAAUGAAUGAAGGUUUUCAGCUGUUUCUAAAGAACUCUUCUCCCUUUUUGUCCUGUAACAUUUUGAAGUGAUGUGAAAAUGAACUGCUUCUUUUUCACUAAAUCAAAAAUAAAUAUUUGUCCUGAUGAA
Molecule: messenger RNA, 1949 nt
Organism: Centropristis striata (black sea bass)
Lineage: Eukaryota; Metazoa; Chordata; Actinopteri; Perciformes; Serranidae
Gene: nmd3
Product: NMD3 ribosome export adaptor
Exons: 15
Coding region: 69-1583 (504 amino acids)
Biological process (GO): ribosomal large subunit export from nucleus
Cellular component (GO): cytoplasm; nucleus
Molecular function (GO): ribosomal large subunit binding
Source: RefSeq, a predicted model, not a curated record